This is a messenger RNA of Pteronotus mesoamericanus, 1665 nucleotides long. It is a transcript of the gene LGSN, whose product is annotated as lengsin, lens protein with glutamine synthetase domain. The coding region runs from base 85 to 1650 and encodes 521 amino acids. Lineage: Eukaryota; Metazoa; Chordata; Mammalia; Chiroptera; Mormoopidae. Gene Ontology annotation, cellular component: membrane; cytoplasm. Gene Ontology annotation, molecular function: glutamine synthetase activity. The transcript has 3 exons. The record is from RefSeq and is a predicted model, not a curated record.
CUCCAUAUCACUUUGAAAGAUAGUUGAAAGCAAUGGAAACAUGACUUAACAUUUUUCUUUACUACAGAAAGGAUCAAAAAACAAAUGGUGUGUCACAAAUUGGGAGAUAUGAGCAAACCAGUUGUGGAUUAUGGCUCUGCUGAAUCUCAUCUGCCACAAGAUGACAAGGACUUCCAGGGUCAUAUAUCAGUGAUAAAACCCUCGCCACUCAAAACAUCAGCCAGAGCUCCUGGUGGUCAAUUCGACCCAGACUCUGGCUAUACUGAUAACAGCAGAGACAGCAAACAAAUGCCGACAGUACCUCAACUCUCAUCUAGAAUGAAGCACAUUAAACAAGACAUAGCCCAAAAUCACCUUCAGUUUGUGCGAUUUGAAGCAGCAGAUCUCCAUGGGGUGUCCAGGUCUAAGAGUAUCCCUGCGCACUUUUUCCAAGAAAAAGUAAUCCAUGGUGUUUUCAUGCCCCGAGGUUAUCUUGAAUUGGUACCAAAUCCUAAGGACAAUGAAGUGGAUCACAUAAGAGCAACAUGUUUUAACAGUGAUAUAGUCCUGAUGCCGGAGUUAUCAACCUUUAGAGUUUUGCCAUGGGCUGAGAGAACAGCAAGAGUGAUCUGUGACACAUUCACUGUGACUGGUGAGCCUUUAUUGACUUCCCCGAGGUACAUCGCCAAGAGGCAGCUGAACCAGCUUCAAGACUCCGGCUUCUCCCUGCUCUCUGCUUUUAUCUAUGAUUUCUGUAUUUUUGGUAUGCCUGAAAUGAUCAAUUCAAAGACCAUAUCUUUUCCGGCUUCAACACUGCUAAGUAAUCAUGACCAACCCUUCAUCCAGGAACUCGUUGAUGGUUUGUAUCACACUGGAGCCAAUGUCGAGAGCUUUUCCUCCUCUACCAGGCCUGGUCAGAUGGAAAUCUGUUUUCUGCCCGAAUUUGGCAUCAGUUCAGCUGAUAAUGCAUUCACCCUCAGAUCAGGUGUUAAAGAAGUGGCCAGAAAAUAUAAUUACAUCACUAGCUUUUUCUUUGAGACUGGAUUUUGCAAUUCAGGAGUUUUGUCUCAUAGUCUCUGGGAUGUCGGAGGGAAGAAAAAUCUGUUCUGUAGCAGUUCUGGAACUGAGCAGCUCACGACCACCGGGGAAAAAUGGUUGGCCGGACUCCUGAAGCACGCUGCUGCGCUCAGCUGCCUAAUGGCUCCCGCCGUGAGCUGCCGAAAACGCUAUUCCAAGGAAAGUAAAGACCAGAAGGAGAGUAAAGACCAGAAGGAGAGUGUGCUUAUAACUUGGGGCUAUAACGAUAACAGCUGUGCUUUUAAUAUUAAGUGUCAUGGGGAGAAAGGCACCCAGAUAGAAAAUAAACUGGGAUCAGCAACAGCAAAUCCUUACCUGGUGCUGGCGGCGACUGUUGCAGCAGGUUUGGAUGGACUUGGAAGCAGCGUUGGUGCCUUGGCUGGUCCAGAUGACAGCGUAGAGCUUUAUCCAUCAAAACCUUCCGAAAUACCUUUGAAACUGGAAGAUGCCCUUAUGGCACUGGAGGAAGAUCAAUGCCUGAGACAGGCUCUAGGAGAAACCUUUAUUCAGUAUUUUGUUGCCAUGAAGAAGUAUGAGCUGAAAAAUGAAGAAACAGAUGCUGAGAGAAAUAAAUUCUUAGAGUACUUUAUUUAAAAUAGGUCUCUUAAC